CACCGGUAUCCUCGCUGUUGCUAGUUAGCAUCAAAUUAGAAAGAUUCAACAAGGGUGUUUGUCUUGCUGGCCAGGAACCCUGUUUUUAUUCGUCUGUCUUUCUUGCUGUGCCUGUUAUUGUUCUUCCUGUCCCCAGCAUCCUGGUGCCCUUUGCCUCCGCAUCUUGCCUCACUGGCGUUGAGGUGUGAAGAUCCACUUCAUAUCUUAGCUCUAGAAGCAACCAUUGUUAUACAGCUUGGCUUAUGGUGCUUUAUGCUACACAACCAUCACACCACUUGAGAAGAGAUAUCAUCUGUUGCGAACCGCGCAUAUGAUUGCGUUACAAAAUCAGGUCAUCCUACCUCCCGCCAAAGUGGAUAUCUCACUGUUACUGAAGCCCCAGGAUGAAGAGGAGGCUACCACAGUGACCACAUCUUCCAAUUUCCCACCAAGUGUGAUCCAACAAACCCCAGUGGCACCGUCAAUGCCUGUGGCGACUCCACUCCCUUCGGUGCCCCCGCUUACCUCCAAAAUCCCCGCUACUGUUCCUGCCAAACGCCUUCAACCAGCUCAUACAGCAGAAUCGCCGGCAAAAAAACAAUCGAAAUGGUCUCCAGAAGAGGAUGCUCUGAUUAUUGAAUUGAGGGGAAGUGGUAUGAAAUGGGAGGAUAUUAGCAAGCGGCUUCCUGGCCGGAGUGCUAUAAGCUGCCGUCUUCAUUACCAGAAUUAUUUGGAGCGCCGGAGUGAGUGGGACGAGGACAAGAAAAACAAGCUUGCGAGGUUGUACGAGAGAUUCAAAGCAGAAAUGUGGUCAAAGGUGGCAGAAGAGAUGGCCAUUCCGUGGAGAGCCGCGGAAGCCAUGCAUUGGCAAUUGGGAGAACAAGAAAUGGCGCGCCGAGCUGGUGUGGUUCCAUUUUCACUGUCGAGCACAGCAAUAGAUCCGCCAGCGCCUAGGACCCGCAGAGCCAGCACGUCUCUGUCUCGACCAAGGAAGGGAUCGGCAUCACGUUCAAUCCCUCCUCCGCCCCAGCUGCCUUCCGUCGAAGAGCUUACUGCCGGGGUUCCUGCCUUUGCGCCGCUCCCGCCUUUUCCACCUCCCCGUGAAUCCUACAGACUGGGACGACCCUUGGAUCUGAGUGGUGGACAUGGCAGCCCGCUGGGACCAAAUCUCGGUCUCCCUCCUCGAACCCUUCCGUAGGGAGGUUAUGAAGAACACGACUCCUAUGCCUGAGUAUUUUGCGUUACGAACUGCAGAGCGCUGGUCGGAAUGAUAUCUUCACUCACGGGAGAUCUUAUCAUAAAUGGUUCUCCCGAGUGCUUAUGCUCGCAUUUUUUUAUUGUCCUCAU
Molecule: messenger RNA, 1326 nt
Organism: Aspergillus heteromorphus CBS 117.55
Lineage: Eukaryota; Fungi; Ascomycota; Eurotiomycetes; Eurotiales; Aspergillaceae
Product: MYB DNA-binding domain protein
Exons: 2
Coding region: 311-1177 (288 amino acids)
Biological process (GO): regulation of DNA-templated transcription
Cellular component (GO): nucleus
Molecular function (GO): RNA polymerase II cis-regulatory region sequence-specific DNA binding; DNA-binding transcription factor activity, RNA polymerase II-specific
Source: RefSeq, a predicted model, not a curated record